AUGUCUGCUGUGGCUUGGCCUGAGCUUCUCAACUCAUCAAGUCGCACUGCAAGUCACAGUGAAGAGGGCAACAGAUUUGCUGCAAAUGAAGAUGUUGAGCAAUUAAAAAGUUUGCUUCAAUUAGGCAGCAACAGCAACACUGUCACCAGCUCAGUGGGGAAGCCGCCACGCAGCCUGCGCUUUCAUUUGCAUUUAAUUGUUGUGAUUAUCUUGGCCUGCUGCACACGCUGGCUCUAUGGAUUGCCUGAUGGACGCGCCACUUGUCGUUCGGUGCCUGGUCUGACCAAAGAUCAGCUGGAGUUGUGCUACAAAGCCAGUGAUGUGACUGCCGCCGCCUUGGAGGGUCUGGACAUGGCCAUACGCGAGUGCCAGAUACAGUUUCAAUGGCAUCGCUGGAAUUGCUCGUCGCUCAGCACAAAGAGUCGCAAUCCGCAUGCCUCCAAUCUGCUCAAGAAAGGCUACCGUGAGAGCGCCUUUGCCUUCGCCAUAUCGGCGGCUGGCGUGGCCCACAGCGUAGCGCGCGCCUGCAGCCAAGGUCGUUUGAUGUCCUGCGGCUGUGAUCCGACCAUCAAUCGCAAGACGCUGAACAAGAAUUUGCGCCAAUCACUGGACAAGGAGAAGAAACAAUUUCUGCAGUAUCUGGAGACAAACCAAAUACUGACGCCCGAGGAGGAGAAGAAGUACGAGCGCUCCAAAAUAGCAAGUCGCUGGAAAUGGGGCGGCUGUUCGCACAACAUGGACUUUGGUGUCGAGUACUCGAAAUUGUUUUUGGACUGUCGCGAAAAGGCCGGCGAUAUACAGUCGAAAAUCAAUUUGCAUAACAAUCAUGCGGGACGUGUGGCCGUCUCGAACAAUAUGGAGUUCCGCUGCAAGUGCCACGGCAUGUCGGGCAGCUGUCAGCUGAAGACCUGUUGGAAAUCGGCGCCCGACUUUCACACCGUCGGCAAGGUGUUGAAGCAUCAGUUCCGCAAGGCUAUACUGGUGGAUCAAUCGAAUCUGGGCAAUGGGGAGCCAGUUGUGGUGCUGAAGCGGGCGCGCAAUAAGAAAUCGAAUGGAGGCAGUGGCGGCUCCAAUUCCGAUGAUGUGGACAUCAUCGAUAUGGGUGGCGGUGUGGGCGCAUUGGCUGGCGAUGCCAUGCGCGAUUUGGAUUUGGAACGAACGCGCAAUCGAAAGCCCAGUUCGGAUAAAAAUGCGGCGCGUCUGGCGCGCAAAUUGGAGACAUCGCUCUUCUACUACCAGCGCUCGCCAAAUUUUUGUGAGCGCGAUCUGGUCGCCGAUAUACAGGGAACUGUCGGUCGAAAGUGCAAUCGCAAUACCACCACCAGCGAUGGCUGCUCCUCCCUCUGCUGUGGGCGUGGCCAUAGCCAAGUGAAGGAGCGUCGAGCCGAACGUUGUCGUUGUAAAUUUCGAUGGUGCUGCAGUGUGGAGUGCGAGGAAUGCCACGUCGAGGAAUGGAUUAAUGUUUGCAACUGA
Molecule: messenger RNA, 1473 nt
Organism: Scaptodrosophila lebanonensis
Lineage: Eukaryota; Metazoa; Arthropoda; Insecta; Diptera; Drosophilidae
Gene: Wnt10
Product: protein Wnt-10b
Exons: 7
Coding region: 1-1473 (490 amino acids)
Biological process (GO): neuron differentiation; canonical Wnt signaling pathway; cell fate commitment
Cellular component (GO): extracellular region
Molecular function (GO): cytokine activity; frizzled binding
Source: RefSeq, a predicted model, not a curated record